UCGAGCGCGCGCGCGCACGCGAGCAGCAGGAACACCCAUCAACAGAUCCGGAUCUGACACGAGGACUGAGGAACUUCAGCAGUUGUGCAGCCGUGAGCUGGAGACAGUCUGAUGCAGGAAUAAAAUCACUCAGCAAUGCAAGGGAGAAAGGGAUAAAAAAGUAACUGCGCGACUGCUUCACAGCACAACUUCCACGUCCGCGCUGAAGAUGAGGGCAGCGCAACACCAAAGGGCUUGAAACGGAGCUCAUCCAUAAUGACCACCAUGAGCCGGUAGACCGUGAAUCUGUGGAGUGCACAGCCACGCACAGUAGAGAUGUACCAAGAGGUGGCUUUCCUAGCAGGCAGCACCGAUCAUCAGUUUACCUCCUUCCACUUUAACCCUUUGGAGAACCCGCAUGAAAUCAGCAGCAAAAAGGGUGUGUUUUACAAACGUGCACAACUGCAGUUGAAGCCCGGCGUACAGGAGGACGAGGCGCACCGGAAUCGAGGAGCUGGAGCGGACGAAGGUGCUUUAGUUGCUAUCAUCAAUGUGGGCGGCAUCCGUUAUCGCAUACCGUGGUCCACUCUUGAGGAGUUCCCAUUGACGCGUUUGGGGAAGUUACGCAGCUGCAGCAAUGCAGAGGAAAUACUCGACUUGUGUGAUGACUAUGAUGCACGCUGCAACGAGUUCUUCUUCGACCGAAGCCCCAGCGCCUUCCGCUCCAUCGUCACGUUCUUGGCGGCCGGGAAGCUUCGUCUGCUGCGGGAGAUGUGCGCGCUCUCCUUUCAGGAGGAACUGAUGUAUUGGGGUGUGGAGGAGGCCAGUCUGGAGUGGUGCUGCUUGAGGAAGCUCCGUCUUCGGCAGGAGGAGCAGCGAGAGAGACUCCGGCUGGAGGAGGAGGAGGCUGAGCUGACCUCGCCCCAGUCCUGUGAGGAGGCGCCCGGAGUCGGGAGCCCAGAGGAGGAGCGUCUGGACGGUUGCAUGCACAGCCUCAGAGACAUGGUGGAGAACCCUCACUCCGGGAUCCCUGGGAAGAUUUUCGCCUGCCUCUCAGUGGUCUUUGUGGCCAUUACGGCAGUUACACUGUGUGUCAGCACCAUGCCUGACCUGAGGGAGGAGGAGGAGAGGGGGGAGUGCUCCCAGAGGUGCUACAACAUCUUUGUGCUGGAAACAGUGUGUGUGGGCUGGUUCUCCCUGGAGUUCCUGCUCCGUUUCAUCCAGACGCAGAGCAAGUGUGUGUUCUUGCGCACACCCCUCAACAUCAUCGACGUGGUGGCCAUCCUGCCCUAUUACAUCACUUUGAUAGUGGACUCGCUGUCCGUGAGCGACCGUCCCGCCGGCUCAGGAAACAACUACCUGGAGAAGGUGGGAUUAGUGCUGCGAGUUCUUCGAGCACUGCGCAUCUUCUACGUGAUGCGUUUAGCACGUCACUCGCUGGGGCUGCAGACGCUUGGCUUGACCGUACGCCGCUGCACUCGAGAGUUCGGACUGCUCCUGCUGUUCCUGUGCGUGGCCAUGGCACUGUUCUCUCCGCUGGUCUUCCUGGCGGAGAGCGAGAUGGGCGCCAAGCAGGAGUUCACCAGCAUCCCUGGGAGCUACUGGUGGGCCGUCAUUUCGAUGACGACGGUUGGAUACGGUGACAUGGUUCCUCGCAGCAUUCCUGGCCAGGUGGUGGCGCUCAGCAGCAUCCUGAGUGGAAUCCUGCUCAUGGCAUUCCCAGUCACAUCCAUAUUUCACACUUUUUCCCGGUCCUACCUGGAGCUUAAAGAGGAACAGUGUCGGGCCACACGGCACAAGCCCGAUUCACAAGACAGCACCAAGUCCCAAAACAGUGAGGAUUCCCAGGACACUGACAUUUCCAUACAUGGAAUAACAGAGAGCACCGCAGUCAGUGUGCAUCACCGCAGAUCUGUGGCUGUGACCGGUCAAGGAGCUCCACAGGUCAGGAGAUCACUAAAGUCAUAAUGCAAACAGCUGACUGUAAUACUGAAACCAUGUACAAAGACGUGCUACAGGUGAACGGCCAUUAAUAGUACCUGUAUUAUCAGGUGACUUAACAAUAAUAGACAGUGGGAGAGGGACAUUCAAAUGGACAGGUCGGUCUGCCCAAAAAAAGAGUUUGUUCAUCCUAAAAUGAAUGUUCUGCCAUUAACUAACCUUAUGUUGUUCCGAAUGUGAAUGUCUUUCUUCUUCCGUCGAACACAAAUGGAAAUGUUUUGCAGAAUGCUAGUUGUUUCCAUAUAAAGAAAGUGAAUGGAGUCUGGAUCUUUAAACUCCAAAAACAGUUAUUUGCUUAUCUUCCCAUCUGUGUUAGCUCCUAAAUCUCAUUCUUGGUUGAGAAUUCAAAUGUGUCACACCAGGUUUGAUAUUGUUGUUGCAUGUAUCAUAACUCAUAUUGUACUACACUUCUUCAAAUGGGAUUCGAACCAGCGUUAUCUGCCAUGGGUGGUGGGGACACUAACAAGGACGCUAAAGGCUGCAGCCUCUACCGCUGCGUGCCUCUCGAGGUUUGGAGAGUGAGAUAUACCUGCGCAGCUAUCUACCACCUGUCCAUCGUUACACCCACUGCCUAAACCUCGCUCCCAUCGGUCACGGCACCAAUGUAACUAGUUCUACUUGCACUGUUCCAAGAAGGAUUUGAACCAGUGUGAGCUGACUCAGGGAAGAGAGAGGCGGGAACCAGCAAACUUACCUUUAAUAACUAGAUAAAUAUAAACAACAAAACGAAAGUAAGCGCUCUCUUUUUGCAGUGUUGAAUAUUGUAGCCAAUCACAGACAUGAUUUCUGGUGUGUAAUGGCCAAUCAGAUACAUUUCAGUUAGUCAGAGUUCACUCACCGCUCAAAAUCCCAGAGUUUUUAUUCAGUCCUGGGUUCUGCAAACGCGUGAUUCCUCUCAUUAUUGUGAACAAAGUGUUGGCACAAUUUAAAUUAGAAAUUAGGCGAAUUGUGCUGUGUAGAGAGAUUCAUUGAUUAUAGUGGAAUGUUCUGACAUUGCGAUAAACUGAAGUGACAGCUUUUCAGUGAUUAAGGGAGCGCACUUUAUGCGAUUUCUUUGCUAUAUAUAGUCCAUUCAGAAUUUGAAUAAAAGUUCUGUUUUUCAUGCUGCUAAGAGGACCAAAAGUGGUGCAAUGAUUGCCAUAGUGAUAAUCAUAAUAAUGGACAGGACAAAAUAUGAUAUGUCAAAAUAGUUAUAUUUUGCACCCUCAAAUACAGGUGCAUCUCAAUAAAUUAGAAUGUCGUAGAAAAGUUCAUUUAUUUCAGUAAUUCAACUCAAAUUGUGAAACUUAUCUUAAGUCUUCGGUUCUUUUAAUUGUGAUGAAGUGUGAUGAAUGGGUUUCUGGAAAGUAUGUUCAUUCACUGUGCAUGGUCUCAAUACUUGGUAGGGGCUGCUUUUGCUUUAAUUACUGCCUCAGUUCAGCGGGGCAUGGAGGUGAUCAGUUUGUGGCACUGCUGAGGUGGUCUGGAAGCCCAGGUUUCUUUGACAGUGGCCUUCAGCUCAUCUGCAUUGUUUGGUCUCUUGUUUCUCAUUUUCCUCUUGACAAUAGCCCAUAGAUUCUCUCUGGGGUUCAGGUCUAGUGAGUCUGCUGGCCAGUCAAGCACACCAACACCAUGGUCAUUUAACCAACUUUUGGUGCUUUUGGCAGUGUGGGCAGGUGCCAAAUCCUGCUGGAAAAUGAAAUCAGCAUCUUCCAAAAACUGGUCAGCAGAAGGAAGCAUGAAGUGUUCCAAAUUUUCUUGGUAAACGGGUGCAGUGACUUUGGUUUUCAAAAAACACAAUGGACCGACACAGCAGAUGGCAUUGCACCCCAAAUCUUCACAGACUGUGGACUUCACACUUAACACUGGACUUCAAGCUACUUGGGCUAUGAGCUUCUCCACCCCUUCCUCCAGACUCUAGGACCUUGGUUUCAAAGUGAAAUACAAAACCUGCUCUCAUCUGAAAAGAGGACUUUGGACCAAUGGGCAACAGUCCAGUUCUUCUUCUCCUUAGCCCAGGUAAGAUGCCUCUGAUGUUGUCUGUGGUUCAGCAAAUUCCUCGACACGUCUGUGUGUGGUGGCUCUUGAUGCCUUGACCCCAGCCUCAGUUCAUUCCUUGUGAAGUUCACUCAAACUUGAAUCAAUUUGGCUUGAAAUGUCAAGGCUGAUAAGGCUGCAGUUCUCUCGGUUGGUUGUGCACACUUUUUCCUUCAACUCAACUUUCUGUUAACAUGCUUAGAUGCAGCACUCUGUGAACAGCCAGCUUCUAUGGAAAUGAAUGUUUGUGGCCUACCCUUCUUGUGAAGUGUGUCAAUGAUUUCCUUCUGGACAACUGUCAGAUCAGCCAUCUUCCCCAUGAUUGUGUAGCAUAGUGAACUAAACUGAGAGACCAUUUUGAAGACAGGAAACCUUUGCAGGUGUUUUGAGUUGAUUAGCUGAUUGACAUGUCACCAUAUUCUAAUUUGUUGAGAUGGUGAAUUGGUGGGUUUUUGUUAAAUGUGAGCCAAAAUCAUCACAAUUAAGAGAACCAAAGGCUUAAACUACUUCAGUCUGUGUGCAGUGAAUUUAUUUAAUACACAAGUUUCACAAUUUGAGUUGAGUUACUGAAAUAAAUGAACUUUUCCACACCAUUCUAAUGUAUUGAGAUGAUCCUGUAUAGCACCCUCACAAAUUUUAGAAGCAUCGACAGUGAUUUGAUUCGUCAUGUCAUUCAAAAAUUGAGUCACUCUUAAAAAAAGUUUAAAAACCACUGUAUUAAUGCAUCUCUUGAGCCCAGGGGAGCGAGGUUCACCUCUGAAUUUCACCCCCAUCUGGGUCACGGCACCAAUGUUCCUACUUACAUCAUGCUGAGAGGGAUUUAAAUGAGCAUCCACUGGCACUGGAGGAGGGCAUGCUAACAGGGAAACUAAAACCUGCAGUCCUUAAUGCACCUCUUGGGAGUGAGGUUUACCUGCACAUCUCUAACAUACUGGCUUCAGUUGCACAUUUAAUCCCAUCCGGGUAACGGCACCAAUAAAACUGGUCCAUCAACUGUCAUAGGUGGUGGUUGCACUAACAAGGACACUAAAAACUAGCCUCUUGAAGCCAGGAAAGUGAUGUUUACCUUCAUAACUCUUACUAGCUGGCCUAUUUUACAUAUUCAGCAGUUGUAAAGAGAUUUGUAGCUCAUCUGCUUCCGUCCCCAUUCAAUUCUAUUUUAUGGAAAUGAGCAGUAUGAACAUUCGGUUAAAUAUUUCCUUUUGUGUUCCACUGAAGAAAGACAAUCAUAUGGGUUUGGAGUGGUAUGAGGGUGACUGAUGACUGAAUUUUCAUUAAGCUGGAGUUUGAUCGAUGAAUGCUCCUACCUGUGAAAACACCAUGACUGUGAAGACUGCCAUUUUAUUUUGCAUCCACCUUUAAGGUAAAAAUACCUUUCUCUGGUGUCAGAGGAUACAUUAUUACACUGUUCAAAGCAUUUUUAAAUUUAUGCUCCUAUAUAACUGAUUUGCAAUAUCUAAGUUUAUGAAAACACAUUUACACACAUUUCUGUUAUAGCUCUGCUUUUUGGCGCCAUAGUCUCAGGAUCUGCCGGUUGUAAUAAACAGUAAAAUACCCUUUAACGUAAUAAAGGUUUCUUAUUUUCAAA
Molecule: messenger RNA, 5584 nt
Organism: Carassius gibelio (silver crucian carp)
Lineage: Eukaryota; Metazoa; Chordata; Actinopteri; Cypriniformes; Cyprinidae
Product: potassium voltage-gated channel subfamily G member 2-like
Exons: 3
Coding region: 316-1947 (543 amino acids)
Biological process (GO): protein homooligomerization; potassium ion transmembrane transport
Cellular component (GO): membrane; voltage-gated potassium channel complex
Molecular function (GO): voltage-gated potassium channel activity
Source: RefSeq, a predicted model, not a curated record